CGUCGAGGUACUCCAAGCAUGUCUCCGUAAUCUGUAUGAUGCGACCAAUCCCCGUGGAAGAGCAUCCAUCCCAGCUGGGAGACCAGCCCGAUGCGCUCGACGAAAUUGUCGACGAGGAAUCAGAUUCGUCUGCUGCCGAGCUGACCACCACCGACGAGGAUGAGGAAUGUAUCGAGCUCUGUCCGCACUGCGAAGAGUCCAUCUACUACAACACGUUUUUCGAACCGACAUCUCGCUCUCGUGAACAGCUACGAAGCGGAUACGCACCGUCUGCGCACUCAUGCCGUCGGCUCAACGAGAGGGCUGACGCAGCGGAGGAGCAGGCUGCCCAGCUCUAUGAUGAGACGAAGAGGCUGGAAUCCACGUUGAAGGAGCUACGCCAUCGUCGACGCCUGCUCGUGCGUUUUUCUAAGGAGCAACGUGCUCUCGCAUCUCCUAUCCGGCGGCUUCCUUUCGAGCUACUGCUAGAGAUCUUCCGACAUGCUUGCAUUGACUCCAACCUGCUUUUUCCUGUGCACGUACGCGGGCUUACCGCCGCCUCGCUCAGCUGCAUCUGCCAUCGGUGGCGACGAAUUUUACUCGAGAACAGCAUCUUGUGGACUUUCCAGAUCGUCUUAGACGACCGAGUCUACUUCUACCAAGAUUGGCAUGACCUAACUAGCCGCGAUGUGCAGCGGUUUGGACAGGUGCUGAAGCUGUAUCUUGACCAUCUAGGCUCCCAUACCUACGCAUUGAAGCUCUGUGGGCCUUGGCGCACCAGAGUGGACGAUGUUAUAUGCGAUUUCGAUCUCGGACGCGAAGUUGAUAUCCUUCCGGCGUUCAUCUUCAGAAACCUCUCGCGCUGUCGAAGCAUUGAGGCACCUGAUACGGCGAUACGAUAUCUCGGCGCAUAUGCACCCUCGGAUAUGAUCAUGGAACACCUCGAGGAUGUCAUCGUCCUCUACAAUGACGAGGACACAGGGCACGCAGGUGUCCACCCAUUAUUCCGCCACGCCCCUCGUCUCAAAUUCUGGAAGCAGCAGGAAGAGGAUUACUGCGCGACACCUGCCGCUCUGUCGCAGCUUGUGCAUCUCGAGAUGAAAUGGAUGAACGCUGCCAGGGUUCAUACCAUUAUCUCUCAUUGCCUCCGCCUACAAUAUUGCAACGUCUCGCUUUAUACUCUUAGCGACACCGUCGACCCUGCAACCUAUGGAUCUUCAUUCACCCUUCCUCACCUCGAAACUCUCCAAGUAUCUGUAAACCCAUCGCGGACGACCCUCGAACGCCUCUUCAGCGCGCUGUCUGCCCCGAGGCUGAAGCAUGCUAGGUUCUUCUACGCCCCGGACGACCGCACCGACGACGACCUUCUGAUGGAAAACGGCCCGCAUUGGCCGCAACAAGCGUUCGACGCACUUCUUCAGCGCUCGAAGUGCCGCUUGAUGUCUCUCGAGCUCCUGGGUAUCAGCCUCUCGCAGCCGGAGGUCGGUCGCCUUCGGGUAGUGCUGCCGAUGUCCGGUUCAGAACUUCGGUUCGAACCCGAACCGCCUGAACCGAACACGAAGUUCAGUUCAGGUUCAAGUUCAGUUCGACCUCUGCCGUCGAGGUUCAGGUUCAGGUUCGGGCACCGCUGGAUUUGUUCGAACCUGUUCGAACCUGAACCACCACCAAGGGCUUUCAAGCCCUGAUACACUGUUUUUCCUGUAUGUUUAGCGUAGUAUUAGCUUUGAUACUGGAGUCGAAGCCUCAUACCUGCAUCUAGAGGCUCUCAUAAAGCGACGGCAGCUUGUAGGCUGCCUGUCACCGACACUCGGGGAUAUCCGAGUUCAACAUGUCACGUAUCAGUCACACUCACGCGCCAGCCUCUUGCCUAUAUUGUUUCCUUUCCUUACCCGAGUGAAAGAAAAUGGGCCGAUUACCAUUAUAUUGUAACUAUUACUUUCAAAGACAGCUAAGAAGGGUGCGUAC
Schizophyllum commune H4-8 is the source of this 1944-nucleotide messenger RNA. RefSeq lists its product as uncharacterized. The coding region runs from base 36 to 1664 and encodes 542 amino acids. Lineage: Eukaryota; Fungi; Basidiomycota; Agaricomycetes; Agaricales; Schizophyllaceae. The record is from RefSeq and is a predicted model, not a curated record. The transcript is spliced from 2 exons. Gene Ontology annotation, molecular function: protein binding.